This is a messenger RNA of Diospyros lotus (date-plum), 3261 nucleotides long. RefSeq names its product calmodulin-binding protein 60 C-like. Gene Ontology annotation, molecular function: sequence-specific DNA binding; DNA-binding transcription factor activity; calmodulin binding. Lineage: Eukaryota; Viridiplantae; Streptophyta; Magnoliopsida; Ericales; Ebenaceae. The transcript has 8 exons. Bases 386 to 2296 code for a protein of 636 amino acids. The record is from RefSeq and is a predicted model, not a curated record. Gene Ontology annotation, cellular component: nucleus. Gene Ontology annotation, biological process: regulation of salicylic acid biosynthetic process.
GAACGAACUGUGUGUAUAUAUGCACGUUGACAAGAGGAGGAGCCAUGGAGAGACUGUGGACGAUGAGGCGUCAGUGUUGAACCGCGAGUGCGAGUGGAGCAGCGAAGAUUCGCAGACGUUUCUUUUGAACUUUCCUGGAAACCUCUUACUUUGCUGAAAACGAUUCAAUUUUCCCGCUUUCCUCUUUCGCCUUUGUUCUCUUUCUCUCUCCCAGUCCCGGUCCCUCCCCCGCCCCUCUCUUUCUCUCUCUUCCUCUCUUUCUGUUGGAAUCUCCGAUAAAGUUUUAUCCCCUCCCCUGUACCCAGGCUCAAGUACCGAAGCUCUCGCGUUUCCGGAUCAGAUCUGAGCUGUUCUUCUUGCCAGUGCGUGUUUGGGAGCCGAGAAAAUGCAGACCAGGUACAUGGAGAGGUCCAACAGCAUGACCAGAGAAAAGCGAGCUCUGGAUCCGACUACUGCCGCCGACGAAUCUCCUCGCGACCACAAACGCCCUGCUCUUGCUAGUGUUAUUGUUGAAGCCCUUAAGGUGGAUACCCUUCAGAAGCUUUGCUCCUCACUAGAGCCUAUUCUUCGGAGAGUUGUAAGUGAAGAGGUGGAGCGUGCUUUAGCAAAGUUAGGGCCCUCUAAACUUGCUGGAAGGGUCUCUCCAAAGCAAAUAGAAGGGCCAGAUGGAAGAAACUUGCAGCUUCACUUUAGGUCCAGGUUAUCCCUCCCACUCUUUACAGGGGGUAAAGUAGAAGGGGAGCAGGGUGCAGCAAUCCAUGUUGUUUUGCAGGAUGCAAACACAGGUCGUGUUGUAGCAUCAGGACCAGAGUCUAUGGUGAAACUUGAUGUGGUUGUGCUUGAAGGUGAUUUCAAUAACGAGGAUGAUGAAGGCUGGACUCAAGAAGAAUUUGAUUCACAUAUAGUGAAAGAGCGUGAAGGAAAAAGGCCUCUUCUGGCUGGUGAUUUGCAGGUCAUAUUGAAGGAGGGUGUAGGAACCCUGGGGGAUCUUACAUUUACUGAUAAUUCUAGCUGGAUAAGGAGUAGAAAGUUCAGGUUAGGUCUGAAAGUCGCCUCAGGCUGUUGUGAAGGCAUCCAUAUUCGUGAGGCAAAAACAGAAGCCUUCACUGUCAAGGAUCACAGAGGAGAAUUGUACAAGAAGCACUAUCCGCCUGCACUAAACGAUGAGGUCUGGAGAUUAGAGAAGAUUGGAAAAGAUGGGUCAUUCCACAAGAGGCUUAACAAAGCUGGAAUUCGUACGGUUGAAGACUUCCUACGUCUUGUAGUGAGAGACUCACAGAGACUGAGGAAUAUACUGGGAAGUGGAAUGUCUAAUAAGAUGUGGGAUAUCCUUGUAGAGCACGCAAAGACUUGUGUUCUGAGUGGGAAACUUUAUGUUUACUACCCUGAUGAUGUGAGGAAUGUUGGUGUUGUUUUUAACAACAUCUAUGAAUUGAGUGGCUUAAUUGCAGGUGGAGAAUUUCAUCCGGGUGAUUCUCUUUCUGAUAGUCAGAAGGUCUUUGUGGACACACUGGUGAAGAAAGCAUAUGAUAACUGGAUGCAUGUUAUCGAGUAUGAUGGCAAGUCUCUACUAAGCUUCAAGCAGAAUAGUGACUCGGCAGAUUCUCAAAAUGAUGAUGCAUUUGGCCCUCAAGAUUAUUCCAACUCCUUUGGCCCACAGAUUGCCCUACCAACUCUUCCACCCUCAAUUGCUCCAGAGCAGCCUUCUAUGAAUCCAGGCCUCACAACAGGAGGGCAUGAUGUUAGCGUGAAUGCUCAAUAUCCGAUACAGUCACAGCACAUGAACUUCAGUAGUCCUGUUCAGUUUGAUGGCACUUCAUAUCUUCUGCAUAAUCAGACAGUCAAUGCUUCUGAACAAGUUCAGCCUUCUGGAAGUGGGAACUUGCCAGCCCUUGGUCCACAACAAUCUUCCGGGCCAAGCUUCCAGACUGGCGGCACAUCAAAUUUUGCUUCUUAUAAUAGGGGAUUUGAGGACUUCUUCUCAGAGGAGGAGAUUCGCAUGAGAAGUCACAAGAUGCUUGAAAAUGAUGACAUGCAGCAUCUACUCCAUAUUAUCAACAUUGGUGGCCAUGGUCACGCACCUGUUAAUGUCUCUGGUGAUGGUUAUCCUUACCCAUCAACACCAUACCUGCCCAACCAAUCAUCAAACUAUGUAUUUGACGAUGACCAGACACGCUCUUCUGGCAAAGCUGUUGUUGGGUGGCUGAAGCUCAAGGCGGCCCUGAGAUGGGGCAUCUUCAUCAGGAAGCAAGCUGCAGAGAGGCGGGCCCAACUUGUUGAGUUGGAUGAUUUAUAGACUCCGUUUCUGCUUGGUUUUGGUAUCUUCAGGCUUCCUCCUAGUGCAUUACUCUAUCCUCGUCUGAUUUCGUGUACUGCCAAAAAUUGAACUUGAGCUAGACCAUGGCCAUAGAUUUGGUUGGUCUGGUCCCAGAAAAAUCUGGCAUCUUUUGGACUUAACCCCUCAGUGUCUUGCUAGGUGCCUUCCUGCUUGUACAAUUUCUCCCUGUACAGUAAGGUCGUUUCUCUACCAACCACAUAAAUAACAGUUUGUCUUUUAUCUCUUACAAGGAAGCUUCUCGCAUUAGUUCCAACACAACUAAAGAUGCUCGCUGAGACACAGCUUGGUACCUGGAGGACCAGUAGUCAGGAAUUUUGGCAAGAUCCAUCUCUUCUUGCCUAUUAAGCUUUAUGGUAAAACCAAGAUAGCUUUCUAAUAGUUAGUCUGUUGAAACUUACUGUUUCUUAUUUGUAGUGUGUUAGUGGAAAUCUGACACAGUAGUCAGGUGUUUUGAUUGUACUCCUUCGUCAAGCAUUUUCUGUCUGAUGCAUAAUGCCAGUCGAAUCAAAGUCAGGGUAAAGUUUUGCAGGGCAGGUCUCAGAAAAGUCCUUGUAACAUACCAAAGUUUGGUUUGUAUCCCCCUUUCAUCCAAUAAUUUAAGACAGUUAUAUGUAGAAGUAGAAUCUCUCAGUGAAACAGCUAGUCCUGGUAUUCUUGCCUCUGCUUAAUUAGUGCGUCUGCUAAUGUUUUGGCAUGAUGGCUUCCUCUUGGUUGAUUAUUUUUCUUGUGCAAAUGCUGCCACUGUAUUGAUAUGUCAACCUUUAAGCUAUUUUGCAUACUUUCAGAAAAUUUUAUCGAGAGAACAGCUGUUGUCUUUAAUGCACAAACCCCUCUUAUCUUGUGAGGGUGGGUUAUAUUUGUAAUUAAAUUCAUAAAUUUAAUUAAUUUAUAACAGGUUUAAUAAUAAUUAUAUUCAUCGUAUC